Messenger RNA from Durusdinium trenchii, 760 nucleotides. The record is from the annotation of a GenBank genome assembly. Lineage: Eukaryota; Dinophyceae; Suessiales; Symbiodiniaceae.
AUGCCCAGCUCCGUUCGUUGCGAACCUCUUGUUACGUUCGCAUGCUACCGCGCCCCGUUCGCAUCGCUGCGUCUAUCGUCGAGCCCCCGAGCGAGGUACGUGCCGGUGAUCCGGAACGAGAAGAUCGUCUCCUACAAGACCGCCUACUUCGGCAAGAUCCACCUGGGCGUCGCCAGGCAACAGACCUUCACCGUGGUCUUUGACACGGGCAGCGCCCACUUGUUCGUGCCAUCGGCCACCUGCCAGAGCCCUGCAUGCACUCGGCACCGCCAGUUCUACCGUAAUGCGUCGGACUCGGCGGUGGACUUGGACCACGACGGGAACCCCGUGCAGAAGAACGCCACGCGGCGCGAUCAGGUGAACAUUGCCUUCGGCACCGGCGAGGUCACCGGAGAGUUUGUGCGAGAGACCGUCUGUUUGAGCCCUGGUGCGAUGGACUCUCCACGCAAGGACUGCACCGAGCUCCGUGUGAUCUUGGCCAGUGAGAUGACGAAGGACGAGCCCUUCAUGACCUUCGAAUUCGAUGGCGUCCUGGGCUUGGGCCUCGCCAGCCUGGCUGUGGACCCCGAGUUCAGCUUCUUUGGGCAAAUGUCCAAGUUGAAUGGCCUCAGAGAACAGACUUUUGGAUACUUCUUAUCACGGAGCGACAAGGUGCCCAGUGAGAUCUCCUUCGGAGGUCAUGACCCCAAGCGCCUGGCGAGCGACCUGCAGUGGGUUCCGGUGCACAAGCCGGAGCUGGGCUAUUGGCAAUUGAAGCCAC